Molecule: messenger RNA, 630 nt
Organism: Daldinia vernicosa
Lineage: Eukaryota; Fungi; Ascomycota; Sordariomycetes; Xylariales; Hypoxylaceae
Product: Mss4-like protein
Exons: 2
Coding region: 1-630 (209 amino acids)
Molecular function (GO): carbon-sulfur lyase activity
Source: RefSeq, a predicted model, not a curated record
AUGGGAUCAGAAACAGAAACCGGGGCCGAGACGGGAGUAGUAGUCCGGGACAGCAGCACCGAGGAGGACUGGAAGUCGAAGCCCCCGUACCGCACCACGCCCGGCAACGAGCCCUUCGACAAGAAAUGGACAGCGCACUGCCACUGCGGCCGCGUCAAGUACUGGCUAUCGCGCGACAAGCCUCUCGCCGCCAAAUUCUGCCACUGCGUCGAUUGCCAGGCCCUGCACGGCGCGCCCUUCCAAUGGGCUGCCAUUUUCGAGAAGCAGGACCUACACUUCGAGAAGGGCGCCGAGGGCCUCGCUUUCUACCACGCUCCAGAUAAGACGACGGCGCACCGUCUGCCGUGCAAAGUGUCCUGCGCGUACUGCCGCUCGCCUAUCAUGGACGAGGGCCGGAACAUGGUGCUUAUGUUCCCUGGUAUUAUCAAGUUCGGCGAUGCCGAGCGUAGGAAGUUGUUCGAUGCACAAUGUCAUAUUUUCUACAGCCAGCGCGUGGUGGAUAUGCAUGACGGCAAGCCUAAGUGGUCAAAGUUAGAUGGGCAGAGCGAGCUCAUGAAGGAGGUUGAGAGGACGGACUCGGGCGAGCACAUUGUAGUAGGCCAGGCUAGAAAUGAGAAUAAGAAUGAUUGA